CUAGGAGGGCGGCUAGGGUUUUGAGAGGAGGAGCGCGAUGGUGGCGCUUACGCUCCAGAAGCGGCUGGCGGCGUCGGUUCUCAAGUGCGGGCAGAAGAAGGUGUGGCUCGAUCCCAAUGAAGUCAACGAGAUCUCCAUGGCGAAUUCCAGGCAGAACAUCCGGAAGCUCGUCAAGGAUGGGCUCAUAAUCAAGAAGCCCCAGAAGAUUCACUCUCGCGCUCGCGCUCGCCGCGAGCUGGAGGCCAAGAGGAAGGGUCGCCACUCCGGCAAAGGUAAGAGACACGGUACUCGCGAAGCCCGGCUUCCAUCCAAGAUCGUCUGGCUCCGGAGGAUGCGUGUUCUUCGCCGUCUCCUUCGCAAGUACCGCGACGCUAAGAAGAUCGACAAGCAUAUGUACCACAGCAUGUACAUGAAGGUCAAGGGUAACGUUUUCAAGAAUAAGCGCGUCCUCAUGGAGAACAUUCACAAGUUCAAGGCCGAGAAAGCUCGCGAGAAGACUCUCACCGAUCAAUUCGAGGCCAGGCGCGCCAAGAACAAGGCGACGCGGGAGAGGAAGAUCGCUCGCCGGGAAGAACGAUUGGCACAGAAGUAGAGUUCCUUCAUCACUAUCAACAUGAACACUGAGCUUGUGAUGUUUUGUUCUCGAAUGGAAUCGUAUUAUGACUAUAGUUUGUACCUUCUCGAAGAAUACAAACAAUUCGAUAAACUAUGAUGUUC
Selaginella moellendorffii is the source of this 717-nucleotide messenger RNA. Its product is annotated as 60S ribosomal protein L19-3. The transcript is spliced from 4 exons. The record is from RefSeq and is a predicted model, not a curated record. The coding region runs from base 38 to 592 and encodes 184 amino acids. Lineage: Eukaryota; Viridiplantae; Streptophyta; Lycopodiopsida; Selaginellales; Selaginellaceae. Gene Ontology annotation, biological process: translation. Gene Ontology annotation, molecular function: structural constituent of ribosome; RNA binding. Gene Ontology annotation, cellular component: ribosome; cytosolic large ribosomal subunit.